AUGGACAACUUGGAAUUAACAUCUACCGGGGGCGGUGGUGUUGCUAUUGUGUCGGGUGUGGGCAUAGGGGAUGUUCUCACGGAAGCAUUAGUUCCAGAGGAAACGGAUGUCGAUAUUGCCCUAGGCUUGAUUGAGUCGUUGGCAAAGUUGAACGAGAAGAGGCCCGAUUCGGCCGCAGGGUCGGCCGCGGUAUCCAUCCGCAUCCCAGUGCUGUUGAAGGGCCGACCCAAUUUGGAAUUCAUUGCCAAAGGAUGGGUGCAAGUGGCCACAACACCCGCUGAAGUCUGGGAGGGUCGCCGAACCGUUGUCCCCAAAGGAAGUGAGCGCUGCGGCAGCGGCGGUCUCGGCCCUGGUGCCAAUGGGAAGCGAUACAUCGCUAAUACACUUUACAUCUGUGCAAGGAUCAUGUGCGGCUUCGCAAGCCUCGUCGACACAAAGGCUUUCCACACCACAGUCAUCAUCGGCGCAGCAUAUGCCAGGGUGCUCUUGCGCAACACAUUCAUCGUCAACACACACUUGGCCCUGUCCGUCCACACCGCAGUGGCUCGGACAACUGCCUACACAGGAAGAGCUGCAGGAUGCGGCAUCGUCUCCAACGGCGGGGCGGGAGACAGUGCGGGCCGUUGUAUCUAA
Clonostachys solani is the source of this 633-nucleotide messenger RNA. Lineage: Eukaryota; Fungi; Ascomycota; Sordariomycetes; Hypocreales; Bionectriaceae. The record is from the annotation of a GenBank genome assembly.